This is a messenger RNA of Anopheles cruzii, 3019 nucleotides long. RefSeq names its product apoptosis-resistant E3 ubiquitin protein ligase 1. The transcript is spliced from 9 exons. The coding region runs from base 1 to 2958 and encodes 985 amino acids. Gene Ontology annotation, molecular function: ubiquitin-protein transferase activity. The record is from RefSeq and is a predicted model, not a curated record. NCBI's taxonomy places the organism in Eukaryota, Metazoa, Arthropoda, Insecta, Diptera, Culicidae. Gene Ontology annotation, biological process: protein polyubiquitination; positive regulation of protein catabolic process; proteasome-mediated ubiquitin-dependent protein catabolic process.
AUGCUAGUGCGCUGUGUCAAAAUUCUCGUAGCGGUAGUGCUUAGCCUAACCUUUACCAUUAGCCUGUCGAAGCUGGUGCUCUGCGUUUGGAACGGGUGGUUUAACGCGGAUGCCGCGGAUUACGAAAUACUCGCAACCUAUCCGGGCGCCGGACGCCCGGGAACAUUCGACGGCACGCCGAGGAACCGUCGCCACUCAAUCGUGGACGAAUGGCUCGACCAGAACCAGCUGGGCAAGUACAAGCAACUCUUCCGUGACCGAGGUAUCUCUACGCUGUCCAGCUGUAGGGAUCCAGAGCGCCUACCGGAGCUGCCACCGGGCGAUGAACAGCGUCUUCAGCGAGCUGCCUUGAAUCUACAACAGAAACUUAUUCUUCGCGAGUGGCUUAAGGAGCACCGACUGCAGCAUCACUACUCGAGGUUGGUGGCCAUCGAGGUGACGACACUCGAGGAUGUGUACUGGCUGGAGGAUUCGCGGGCGAGCCAGAUCCUGGGCAAGGACUGGCCGGUGUGGUCCGGCGCGCGCCAGAAGCUGCCCACUUCCAAGCCGAACCUGGAGGCCUUAAAAGCGGACCUGUGGUCGACGGUGGUCAAGUCGAGCCAGCACCAGGAUGCGUGGACCUGGGGCGGCAUGCUGGUGGUGUCGGUGUCCGUGGCCGGGCUGGUCACGCUGGCCGCCAUGACGCAGCCGUCGCUGGCGCCCGAAGCGCGCCACUCGCUGCUGCAGUACGUCACCGGGAAGUAUCUGCUGCCGGCCAACUGCAAGGUGCACUGGGACUGGCAGGACCCGGCCCGGGUCGGCGGCACCAUGUGCUUCACGGUGCGGUUCCACCAGCGCAACGGCCAGGCCUACCCCAUCUGUGAUACGGAUCAGUUCUUCGUCGAGGUCACCGAGGGUACCCGGAAGAUCGUCACGAUCAGCGAGCUCGGUUCGCCGACCGAUCCGAACAACGCGAACAUCGCCAAGGUCAAGUUCACGGUGCGCACCGCCGGCCAGUACAAGAUCUCGGUGCUGAUCGGGUCCAGCCACAUCGCGGGCAGCCCCUUCGUGAAGACUUUCGUGCCGGGGCCGAUGGAUGCACGUCGAUCGCGCCUUAUCCGGCCCGCCAGCACGGUCGUUUGCUGUGCCGGAGCGCCGACCUUCCUGCACAUCGAACCCCGUGACGAGCACGGUAAUUCGUGCCAGUUCGACGCGGACUCCGAGCCGAUCCGAGGCUACAGUAUCGACAUCUUCGAUCUGUUCGGUCACCAGAGUGACAAGUUUGCCAGUGCGGUAACGUUCGCGUACGACAAGGUUAACGCGCGCAUCAGCCUGUCGGCCCUGUUCCCCGAGCCGGUGUGUCUGCGGGCGGUCGUGACGUACGAGCGGAUCCCGAUCCCGAACGGGGACUUUGACAUAAUCGUCCUGAGCAGCAGCGACAACACGCUUGUGCACCAGAAAAUUGCCUCGCGCAAGCACAACAUCUGCUACGAGGCCAAACUGUUCAGCAUCUACGGCCAGCAGCGGUGGACCAAGCCGCGGAAGGUGCUCUGCUACGUCGGCCCGAAGCAGGUCACCAUCAAGGAGAUGAUACUCAAGAUCAUUCCGAAACGCAUCGCCACCUUUCGCCUAUGCCCUUCGACCAAAUUCCACUUUCUACCACCAUCCACCAUCCAGAUGAACAACAGCCACGGGGCGAUCUUCAUCAUCGACGACGGGUGCCAGCCGAAGAUCGAACUGGCUUCGAAGGAACGCAACGUGAUCGCGGCCACGUUCACGCACUUCCUGCUGAAGAACAUCGGCGGCUCGGAGACGUUCAAGGACAAGCAAGAUUUCUUCUACCACGAAGUCCGCAAGUUCCAUUCCAACUACUACCACGAGAAGCUGUCGCUGAAGGUGCAGCGGGACAAGAUCCUCGAGUCGAGCAUGAAGGCCACGAAGAACUUUUCCGUCUCCGACUGGUGUGGCAACUUUGAGGUCACGUUUCAGGGCGAGCAAGGCAUCGAUUGGGGUGGGCUGCGGCGCGAGUGGUUCGAGUUGGUGUGCAGUGCCCUGUUCGACCCCCGUGGUGGUCUUUUCUGUACAUUCCACGACAAGCGCCAGGCCCUGGUGCACCCGAACCCGAACCGGCCGGCCCAUCUGAAGCUGAAGCACUUUGAGUUCGCGGGCAAGGUGGUCGGCAAGUGCCUGUACGAGUCGGCCCUCGGCGGCACGUACCGGCAACUGGUGCGGGCGCGCUUUUCACGCUCCUUCCUCGCGCAGCUGAUCGGGCUGCGGGUCCACUACAAGUACUUCGAGCAGGACGAUCCCGAUCUGUACCUGUCGAAGAUCAAGUACAUCCUCGAGACGGACCUCGACACCAGCGACAACUUGGAACUGUACUUCGUGGAGGAAAUGUACGACCAGAGUGGCCAACUGCAGAAAACGAUCGAGCUGAUACCGAACGGGUGCCGGGUGCGGGUCACGAAUGCGACCAAAAACCAGUACCUCGACGCGCUCGCCCAGCAACGUUUGUGCAACAAUGUGCGCGAGGAAAUCGACAGCUUCCUCAAGGGCCUGAAUGGCAUCAUUCCCGAUAAUCUGCUGAGUAUAUUCGAUGAAAAUGAACUGGAGUUACUGCUAUGCGGAACGGGCGAGUAUUCGAUUGCCGACUUCCGGGCGAAUCACAUCGUCAACGGAGGUUCGGCCGAGUUUCGCCGGGUGCUCGGCUGGUUCUGGGCAGCCGUAGGUAACUUUUCGCAAACGGAAAUGGCUCGGCUGCUUCAGUUCACUACCGGUUGCUCGCAGUUGCCUCCGGGUGGAUUCCAGGAAUUGAACCCAAGAUUUCAAAUCACCGCAGCCCCUACGUUUGGAAACCUGCCUACGGCACACACCUGCUUCAAUCAGCUGUGCCUGCCGGACUACGAAAGCUACGAGCACUUCGAAAAGGCGCUCAUGUUUGCCAUCAGCGAAGGCACCGAAGGUUUUGGCAUGGUUUGAGCCGCCCGCCCGUCUGAUUUGGUCACCGAUCCCUUUUCACCGAUUCCAGCAUUGGAAAUGG